Molecule: messenger RNA, 615 nt
Organism: Vitis vinifera (wine grape)
Lineage: Eukaryota; Viridiplantae; Streptophyta; Magnoliopsida; Vitales; Vitaceae
Product: monooxygenase 2-like
Exons: 4
Coding region: 1-615 (204 amino acids)
Molecular function (GO): FAD binding
Source: RefSeq, a predicted model, not a curated record
AUGGUGGCCUUCCAGGAGCCAUCUUUUGCAGGGCGAACUUCAAUGAGGGGUGUUAAAUAUUUCAGUAGCAGUCAUGGUUUUGAGCUCAAAGUCCUCCAUUUAUUUGGGAAAGGAAUACGGGCUGGGUUUAUCCCUUAUGAUGCCAGCCAAGAGAAAGAGAUGGAAGGUGACCCAGCUAAGGUGAAGCAGUUUGUACUGGACAAUCUUGGGAAGGUCCCUGAUGAGCUAAGAGAAAUUGUAGAAAGCACUGUGUUGGAAACAAUUAUAUCAGCAAGAUUGAGAUACAGAAAACCAUGGGAGCUGCAGUGGGGGAGUAUCAGCAAAGACAAUGUCUGUGUGGUUGGUGAUGCAUUGCACCCCAUGACACCAGACCUUGCCCAAGGGAGGUCUGCAGCCUUAGAAGAUGACAUAGUUUUAGUCAGGUGUCUUGCUGAAGCUUUGUCAAAGAAACCUGCAGGUUGUGUGCAGCAGACUGAAUGGAAUAUGAUGACCUUCCUGAGAGAUAAACUGUCUGCAUUCCUGGCUGGUGUGCUGCUGAAGAGAGCUGAUUUUGAUUAUGAAAUGGAGUAUAGUUUCUUCUUCUUUGAUGAUGUUUAUGAAUCUGAGAGGGUGUGA